AUGGUGCAAGGAGCCUUGAAAAAAGCCGGCCCCAGCGGUCCAGGCAGGAAACCCUCUAAGACCACAAGACCCGGCGUCCGCUCCGUGGCACCCAAGAAAGCGAACCUCAUCAAGAACCAGAAGUUGGUGAAGAAACUCACAUCCGGCCUCGUCGGAAUGACGGAGAAGAGUCUCGCGGUCAAGGCGGGACACUUGGAGUUGUUGGCUGGUGGAAAGAAGGAUCGUCUGCAGAAGGAGAGGACUCAGGCGCAGAAGAGUGGGACUAUGAAGGCGUCUUCUGGUCCUAAAAAGGCGACUUGA
Molecule: messenger RNA, 300 nt
Organism: Penicillium soppii
Lineage: Eukaryota; Fungi; Ascomycota; Eurotiomycetes; Eurotiales; Aspergillaceae
Product: DUF2462 domain-containing protein
Exons: 3
Coding region: 1-300 (99 amino acids)
Source: RefSeq, a predicted model, not a curated record